Messenger RNA from Botrytis sinoallii, 534 nucleotides. RefSeq lists its product as uncharacterized. Lineage: Eukaryota; Fungi; Ascomycota; Leotiomycetes; Helotiales; Sclerotiniaceae. The transcript has 2 exons. The coding region runs from base 1 to 534 and encodes 177 amino acids. The record is from RefSeq and is a predicted model, not a curated record.
AUGUAUUCCUAUAUUGAGAGUGAAAUUCGAGAAGUAUCGAGAAUAAAUCUCUUGUCCGAUCAACAAGUCUUUGAUGAACUGAAAGAUGCGAUGACAGGCCGCAGAUAUUCUUGGUACACUAUCGCUUACGGGCUUCAGGUACGAUAUCGUCGCAGGCAAUUAAGAUUGGAACAUUUUGAACCAGAAAACCUCGUCUAUGAAUGGAACGUACUUUGCGAUGAAAGACUUGAUUGGAAAUAUCGUGGACAUCCAUCCUUCCUAAGUGCCAAGUUCAAUCGUGCUUGCUUGGUUAACUUAAAAAUCAUUCCAAUUCGAGCAGGGUUUGGAUCUGAAGCGAAACAGAUAACGGAGAACAACAUUGAUGAGAGCAUUAUUUUCCCUGCCAAUAUGGUUCUCACUGUGGGGAAGCCGGAUUAUACGACGCGCAACGGACAGUUUGGAGAGGGGGAGAACUCAAGAUCGAGAUGGGGCUACUUUUAUCACGAGGGGCCGGAAUUCAGGGUUGAUUAUAUACAUGAGCGAGUGGAGUAUUGA